Rotaria socialis is the source of this 2073-nucleotide messenger RNA. The record is from the annotation of a GenBank genome assembly. NCBI's taxonomy places the organism in Eukaryota, Metazoa, Rotifera, Eurotatoria, Philodinida, Philodinidae.
AUGACCGAUGAAGAGCAAGAAUUUGCACCAUUUAAUAAAAUCCAAGGAGUCGCUUCGACUAAUGUAGUGGCAUAUUCUAAUGAAUAUGAUGAUUUCAUUUCUUUUGAAGGAUCCUAUGUUCAUGGAAUAUUUACUGGUUUCAAAUGGCAGUGUGUUGAGUUCGCUCGUCGAUGGCUAUUAUUAUGUAAAAGUUGUAUCUUUCAGAGUAUUAGGACUGCUGCUGAUAUGUGGCAUAAACUGUCAUUUGUAGAACGCGUUACAGAUGGUCAAAAGUUUCAUUUAAAAAAAUAUUCAAAUGGAUCACCAUAUAAACCAACAUGCGAUACUUUUCUUAUAUAUUCUGCUAGUAUCCAAGCUCCAUACGGACAUAUAGCAGUCAUAUGUGAAGUUCAGGAAAGUUUCAUUCGCGUAAUUGAGCAGAACUUUCGAUUCCAUAUUUGGUCAAAUAAUUAUUCUCGACAAGUUCCAUUGGUGUUUCGAGAUGGUCUUUAUUAUAUUGAAGAUUAUUUAAAUAUUUAUGGAUGGAUGGGAAUUGAAAACAAUGAUCAAUUAAGAUCAUUGAAUAAAUCAAAUGUAAAUUUGAUUCUUGAAAAAUAUCGACAACCGAAAGAAAUCAGCGGAUUAAAUCGCUGUAUUGCUCCUCAUAAAGUCUUCGAUGAUAUGUCUGUGUUGUACUCGAUGGAUAUUAAUAACCAAAACGAAAAAUGUUCUAUGAAGUUCAAUGGCAACGAUCGUUGUUAUUAUCAAGCCAAUGAUGAUUUUUUUAUUAAUAUCAGCUCGAUUUCAAAUGAAUUAUAUUCAUUAUUUAUACAAGUUACAGAUAAUAUUAUUCAUGAUGAUGAGAUUUUAAGAGAUCUUGAAAUACCAAAUCAAUUCUGGCUUCGAAUUCGUAAAUCCUGGAUAGAUGAACGUGAAUUUGAUGUAAUAGAUCAUAUGGAAUUCAAACUUGACGAAAAAAACUUGAAAUUGUGCAAAUAUAAAGUUAAUCCUGCAUUGAUGAUUUUUCAUUCUGCAGUUCUGCAAGAAAAAUCAAUUCAAACUAUGAACAUCGCUUAUGAUUUUACAUCGACUUUUCAAUUACAUCAUCUUCUAGUGAGAUAUUGGAAAAAACUAGAUAUAAAAAAUACUAUUCAUAUAUUAAUUGAUAGUGACGACGAGCUUAAGGAGAGUAUUAUUUAUAUGCAAACGGUAAUGAUAGAAGCUGGUAUUAAUGUAAAAAUAUGCCUAUUGUCGAAUGAACUUCAUUGGAAAAACUCCACAAUUGUAGAUAGUGACGGUGAAAUUGUGAAAAUUGUUUGGAAAUUAUGCAUUUGGGAAAAGAUCUUUCAAGAUUUUACAGGUCAAUAUGAUGCCAAUAAGAAAAAAGAUUGCUGGACACCAGCCCAUAAAGAACAUCCAUGUUUAAGUGAUAUUUUACUAAAUGAACAAAUUAGAAUCAUUGAACCUUUAUGGAAAUCAAUCACAAAUCAUACUGCAUUUUUAUCGAUUCUAUCUAGAAAGUUUCCAAAUCAUCCUAAUAUUGUGUCAAGUGAAUGGAUUCCAUCUAAAGAUUCAAAAUAUACUCCGUUAGUCAACUGGUCAACGGAAAAAAAGAAUAACGAUAUCAUUCAAUCGUAUAAUGCGACGAAGACUUUUGAUUAUCGGCAUAUGUGUGAGGAAAUAAUAUCGGAAAAAAAUUGUGAAAACUCAGAUAAAACUAUUGUCAGUUUGAUGAUUCAUGGUGUUUGUGCUGGUUUCGUUGAAAAAGAACUUAAUUCUCUUGCAACAGUAUGUUUGUCUUGUUUACAACAUAAAUUUGAAUCAUUCGAAGACCUUGGUAAACAAGACCAAAUGGCUAAGAAUGCUCUUGUAAAAUUGGCCAAUGAAACUAAGACAGACCGCUUGGAUGGCAUCAGUGUCGAUCUUUUUGGUUUGACAUUGACCGGAAAAUCAACUGUGCUUAAUGCUCUUCUUGGUCAAUCAGUAUCUACAGGUGUAGGCGAAACCACAACAGAAAUCAAAGCAUACAAAGGCACUAAUAAAUUAAAACUUAUUUGCCCUAUGUCACUUCGGCAUUAUUCCAAUCAUAGUUAA